Messenger RNA from Marmota monax (woodchuck), 7029 nucleotides. RefSeq names its product ankyrin repeat domain-containing protein 50-like. The coding region runs from base 918 to 1598 and encodes 226 amino acids. NCBI's taxonomy places the organism in Eukaryota, Metazoa, Chordata, Mammalia, Rodentia, Sciuridae. The record is from RefSeq and is a predicted model, not a curated record. The transcript is spliced from 4 exons.
CCGCAUGAGAAGCGGGAAAGGCCUCAGGGGCGGGGCCUGCGCAGCCCCAGGGGACCUGCCGGGCGAGCGAAGCUAGCAGGACCACGGGGCGGGGCGCUCGCUGGCGAGGGUGAAAAGGUUUCAAAAAUCGAUAUUAAAUUAUUAAAAUCUGGCUGCUUGGGAAUUACGACCAUAGAAGAAAAUAAUUCAAAAGGGAAAUAGAAUGAGUAUCUUUGAGGGUUACUUAUGGAAAUUCUGGAUUACCUGGACAUCUUAAGACCCAGGAACCCGUUUAUUAAGAAUCUGCUGUCUUGAAAAUUGCCUUUUAUGAAUGCUUUGAAUUAAGAAGGUGUAAACAGUGGUUUGUCAUUUCUGCCACAUAAUAGAUAAUCUGAAUCAGUUCCCUCGCAGUUGCCCUGAUGCCUAAAACUGGCAAGAACUAGUCCUUGGAGUGAUCAUCCUUCAACAGGAAACACAGAGCUAUCUAUGUACUAUAUAAAUGUUAUCUCUUUGAUGACAUUUAAGAUAAUGGACAGCUUUUCUACAUCUAAUUUUCAUACACACAAUUAACACUGAAGUCUGGAGAAGCAUUGGUUAUAUAUUGAAAGAGUGAGUUUUCUCUUUUUGAGUUUUCCAGAUUUAUUAUUUCAUCUGUAUGCUUGAAAUCUCCACAGUCACAUAAACUCCAGACCUAAGGAGGAGCUAUAUGACCCAUCAAGAUAUACAAAAACUAUUGGCAAGCUUUGGAACCAGUGGUUUUUGCGUCUGUUCAACAAUUAAUAUAUUCUCUGCUAACCAAGAAUAUGGAAGCAAAUACAAUCAUGCACAUUGUAUUGAUAAAUUGUGACUGUUGAAUUUUUCUGUAACUGGUUACUUUUGUCAUUCAAAUGCAAGUUAUGUCCAAAUGGAUAUAAAGACUAUAUUGGUGUCCCUAGCUCAUGGCCAGUGUUGAAGAUAGAAAACCUAUUAUGACUAAUCCUUGGGAAGAAAAAGUCUGCAAAAUGGCCCAAACGAGUUUACUGCAAGGGAAGCAGUUUUACUGUAGGGAGUGGGUUUUCCACAAGCUUCCGCAUUGCCUCCAGGAGAAAACCAGCUGCUGCAGUAGUGCUGUCAACACACCGUCCCUUGUGAUGAAUUCUGGGAAUAACGCUGGUGCUGUCUCAGGAAAGGCAGCUGCUUGGGGUGUGUUGUUGGUAGGAGGGCCUGUUAGUGGCAAGACAGCCCUGUGUACUGAACUCUUAUGGCCAAGUUCACCUACAAGCUUGCAGAGAGGUUUACAUCGCCAGGCUUUGGCCUUUCUUUUCUGCAAAUCCCAGGACUCUGAUACUUCGUGUUUUGGAGGGUUAGUUAGAGGUCUGGUUGCCCAGAUAUGCCACAGUGGACUACUCCAAGGAUAUGAGGACAAGCUCCGAGAUCCAGCUGUUCAAAGCCUCUUACAGCCUGGGGAAUGUGAGAGGAACCCAGCAGAAGCAUUCAAAAGCUGCAGGAAUAAACAAAGAAGUCUUGUACACAUGCUGAAGACCAUCGUAGUAAGAAUACUCUGCUCCACAAGUAAGUCUAAGUAUUGUUGUUCCUGUUUUGUGAUUUGUGGGUCAAGAGCCAUCUUUGUGUAUUUCUGAGUUUAAAAAUGUGAAAAAUGACAUUCCUUGAUGGUGUGACUAUCUGCUGUUCUAUUUUAUAAUAUCACCAUAGCUCCUUCAACAGCUCAAAUUACCUCUUUUCAUACAAAACAUAGCAAUUAUAAAUGCACAAAAUAAAAGUGAACGUGCCAUAUAACAUUAUGCACAGUACAAUAUAGAGCAAGUUCUGCAUGAAUGAAAUCAAUCACUGUGUGCUUAGAUCUAAUUAAGUCUGUGUUUCUGAGAACCUUAAACAAAAGGAAGCAUUAAGACCAUCUCAGGGGUCACAGGAGAUCAGAGUCAAAUGCCAAAUUUGUUUCUAGAGAACAAAUGUGUCUGAAAAAGCUAUUAUAGAUGGUAAAUUUAAGCAGAUGUACAUUUUCGUGAUCCAUAAGAAAAUUGUCAUUUGUUCACUUAAGUUGACACAGAUUUCUACAGAGCAAAGAGUCUUAUGAAAUAAGAGCUGGUACAGAUUGGUAUCUUAAUCCAGACAUUACAUAGACAGCUUUGACCCUUUAAAUAAUAAUGACAAAAUGAAGGGGUAGAUGAAAUUUUAAUAAUAAUUCUUUUACUAGUAUGUCCACUAGCAUCUAUCUAAAUGAGAUACAUGUACCAUUUCAGCUGUAUUUGCAUACAUGAGGCUUUCACACAGACACCCAAGAUGGUAUUUUAACUGCUUAUUUUACAGAUUUUAUUCCUUUCACCAAAGAGAAACAAAAUAUUUCAUCUCCUUAUUGAGGCAAAGAUUAAGUGUAACAAGUGAAGUGUAAGCCAGGCGCCCUGCAGCUGGGUUGAAUCAGGGGUUUUCACACAGGCCUCAGACUGCCUCCUAGGGGAUUCUUGCUUGCCUGGGAUGCUCUUGUGCCCUGCCGUGAGCAAAACAUCCAAGCAGUGCCCCUUGGGCUCCUGAGGUGCCCGUGCCUUCCCCUCCCUGAGGAAGGGCUUGCUGGCUGCUGCAGAGAGCUGCAGGUGGCUUCCUCUGUCCUUUUAGUAUUAGUGUCUUUGUACUCACUUAACCUCUAAAUACUAAAUGCAACUGAAAUUCUUUUAAGUCGCUAGCAGGAGGGAUAAAGCCUACUAUUACGAGUGUGUAUUUAGGGAAAAAAAAAGAAAUGAAACUUCAAUUGACUAAUACUAGCCAAUUUUUAAAGAAAAUUAUGCUGAAUUUUAACAGUAUUUUUGAACAGUUGAGACUUGUUAUUAUAGACAAAUUGCCUGUUGAACAGUGAGAUUGGUGAGUUUGUAUUACCAUCUAUGUUCACAUUUUCUGUCCUUGGUGAGGAUUGGGUGUGGGGUCAUGGGCUUGAGGAGUCAUGAUUCACAAGAAGAAGGAGGGCAAAGAGAGAUGGGAGGGAAGGUCCUGCGCAGUCACUUUCUCCAGAACUUGCAUUCCCACACCGCAAAACAAAGAAACGUCUUUGGUAAUAAAAAUUCCUGAAGCACUCUGUCGUGUUUUGUGUGGCAGAAGCAGCUGUGCAUCAGUCUGAUCAUGAGUGCUGAUUUGUCCAUAGGAAAUUUGUGACCAGGAUUAGUAGCCAAAUGUUCCACGAAUAAUAGAAGCAGCAGCACAAGAUCCACUUGGCACCUCCUCGCUUCUGAUCUUGGAAGCAGAGGAGCAUACUUACUACCCCCCACAGUUCUGGAAGCAAACUCUUUAUUCUCCCCAUUUCUGAAUGAGGAAAGUGAGUCACAAGUGAAGAUAAUUUGCCCAAAGACAUUAAGCCCAAGUAUGAAAAAUCCUCCUCUACUGUUAUUUAUUAAAUAGCCUUGACUCUGUAGACAGUGUUAUUUUCCCAGCAAGUGAGUUACCUAGAACAGAAGCCUAAGCUAGCAGUGCCGGUUAAAGACCAAUUUGGCCCUGCAAAAUACCAGGGUCAUGCAUCCCUGCUAAAUGGAAUCUUUUUUUACAGGAUGUGCUGCUUAUAUAUUCAAAUGCAAAUGAUCUACUUCUCUGUGACAUUCUGCUACUCCGUAGAUGGACUGAUGGGCAGUGUACGAUUUAGCAGUCCUAACAAUGAAAGUGUUUCUUACAAUUCUAUUGUUUUCUAAUUUUCCUGCUAUAUGGAAAACAAGAACUUUCAUGUUGGUAUGAAUAUGGUUUUUCAUAAAAGAAGACCGAGUCUUAAACUAGAACACGGAAACAGGGAAAAGUAACUCUCAGAGGAAAAUCGAACUUGAUUAAGAUUCACACUGAAACAUAACUAUGUGACACAAGCCCUCAGGGAAUGAAUGGUGUGUGUGUGUGUGUGUGUGUGUGUGUUUUGUGCACACGCAUGUACACGCACAUAUGAAUGCACGCUGCUUCUUGUUUUUAUGUUCUUGUCUGUUUAUCUUUCCUUUGCUCAUAGGCCCCAGCAUGGAUCUCUGAGAAGUAGUUCCAAAGUUCACACUCCUGAAGUCUUCCUCUGUAGACUUCUCCUGCCUCUCACACUGAGUUCCACACACUCAAAUUCCCUAGAUGGAUUUUCCCUUGGAACAUAGAACCCCAAAUUCCUAAAGUCGCCCCUCUCUCCCUCCUGCCAGACCUUUCCUUUGGUUCCUCUCUGUUAACCUGUUCUGUUAAUCAGGUCUUACCUUCUGAAACCUCUCGCUCCUCCCUGGUCCUCCCUUUGUAGCCUCAGCUCCAGCCCCAGGAAUUACCCUGGGCCCCAGGAAUCACUGCCUCUCUCCUUCUUCCCUCAGUGCUUCAGAUGUCUGAGUCUCAGCCGGGUUCAUGUGGCACAUUCACAGUUACUGACUCUGUGACCUCAGCUGGCCAGUUCACUUCAUCUCCCAAAUAGGGAUGAUGAUGUCCCCCUCACAGGCUCCUAAGGGGGACAGAAUUAUGUGGUGACUAUAAAAUUCUGAGCAGGGAACUUGGCACCUAGGCUGCAUGUUAGCUAUUCUUUAUUAUGACCACCUCAGUGUGACCCCGUGGUGAAGUCAUUGUUUCUCAUAUAUUUAGAAGAUUCAUGAACUGCUUCAUCAACCUAUUGCAUCUAAGUGCCCCAGUGAACAGGUACUGUCCUCAUGGAGCCCACGGCCUGGGAGGACAGGUCAGUCUGCCAAGGGAGAGUCCAGGCGCAUUUAACUCCAGUUCCUCCCACUGAAGUCACAAAGCUCAAAGUGCCUUGCAUGGUGAGGCAUGGGCUGCAGUUCAAUGGGUAAAUGCCGCAGUCCGGCUGCAGCAAAAUAACCUGGGGGUGACGAGGAACUUGUAUAGAUUGAUACAGCAGGAGUGGGAGCCGUUUAUUGUAGGACAGGAGGGGUAUUUAUACAUUCCACACAGCUUAUCUAAUUAACAUAAACUAGAUACAGCAGUCAACCAAUAAGAAAUCUCCACACUUAAUGGCUCACUGGCGUUACUUCACAAACCAUUCCCUCUGCAAAAUGCCAGGCGCCAUUCUGACUUGUUUACAAACUCUAACAGGUAAAUAUACCCAUAUUCACUGCAUACAAAUUUUAAUUUACUACAGUCGAGACUGUAAACAAAUAAUUUUGCAAAUCCUGGGACACAUAUUUAGGGGUAUGAGUUCACUCCUAUGUGUUGUUUCAAGCCCUUUUCACUAAAUUCAGUGUCCGGAUGGUAACUGGCUGCAUGCUGCUUUUCCCCACCUGUGGUGAAGUUCAAGUCAAUCAGCCACAAUGAAUAUGGUUCAGAUCUCCACUCUCAGCACUGUGACAGGCACUGCAGGGAGUCCAAAUGUGUCUCUGUUCUUUGGGAUUUGAGCACAUGGAGUGGUCACACGCAUGAAGCAGUGAAAGCAAUAACACACAGGACAGGGGAAGGAAAGGGAGGAGAGCCAUCAAAGCAUGUCCAUCUUGGCAGGGUCAUCAGAGAAAGGGCUUGGUCAGUCAACAAGGUGGUCAGUCAAGGCCUGCGUGCCCUUGAGAGGCUCUGGAACGUGGGUCUUGAUUUCAGGGAUGGAGAGCAGGCAGUAGUGCUGAGGAGUCACUGGAGAAAUACUCAAAACCUGCAGGCUCACGGGGGACAGUGACCAAUACCGCACAGUGAUAGGAACACUGUCUUGGCCAACAGGACUGGCCAGGACACAGGGAAUCUUAAAAUCAUGAUAUUUACAAACUGUGGGUUAUUAAAAGCCUCAAAGCCACAAGAGAAAAGGUCCUCCCCUGUGUUGGUGGCAUGGAUUCUGACUCGCAUGGCCCUGUCUGGCGCCCUUGCGAGGCACCUAGGCAUGAGUUGGCUUCAGCAGGAGAGUCAGGACUGCUCUGGGGAGGAAGAUGGGCCUCGGGGAAAGCGCCCGUUUUCUCACCUGCCGUUGAUGCUCUGAUCCUCUGUUCCUCUGGGGUUCUGUUCACUGAUGUGCAAUCCCAGGCCCACGAGGAUGAGGUGCAGAGACCCCAUGGACAGCAGGGUCUGGGGCAGGACUUGGGCUCAGGUCAGGACUCCACUGUGGAGGUAGACGUCGCCCUGCGCAUCCUGAGUGUGACUUUCUGUCCCUGCCCUGACUGACCACGGGCAGCUCUGGAUCAAGCCUUCUCACUGAGGGACCUUCGCAGCUUUCCUUUCACCCCGCAGUGCUGAGCUGUCCUCUCUCACAGGCCCCUUCUGGACACUGUGCUGCUCUCUAGAUUCAUGACCCUGGCAGGACCACGGAGGUUUCCUCUCACUGUGAUUCCAUCACAUCCAUCAGCUGUCACCGUGUUCACUGAUCAGCAUUCACAGGCACAUGGGCACACACACCUGUCAUCCCCGGUUCCUGGGAGCCUGAGGCAGGAGGAUUGCAAGCUGGAGUCCAGCCUGGGCAACUCAGUGAGACCCUGUCUCAAAGUGAAACUUAAAAAAGAGAAAGAAAUUUGAUGAAAGAAUAAAUGGUCACAUUAUUGUGCCAAGUGUUUGGGGGAUUUGGGUGGUUUGAUUUUGAGAGGAGAAAAGAACCCUUUUUUACUAAGAGGGAUAAAAAAGGUCAAGUUUUCCAAAAUGUGCAAGUGGAGAAGCCUUUGGCUCAGGAGCUAUGCUGGAGACACACAAGCUUACUGUCCAACCUUUAUUACCUGAUGGAAUAUGACUUGCCGAGAAUCCAUUGACCUGCAUCACUUCUUCUUUGAAUGAAGAGCUUGUCAAGUGAAGGAACUUCCAUUAGCAGAGUUCUAGGCUCCAGGGGAGGAUCCAGCUGUUAGGAUCAGGUGAAAAGGAAAAUAGUCCGUUUGUUAUGCAAAGAAAAAACAACGUACUUAUCUAUGUGUGCCCUUCGGUAGACAGGAACAAGUGACUUCAGAGGUGUCAGUGACAUGUUUUUUCAGCCAUAUUCUCAGUUGCAAUGGAGCAAUACAUUAACAAAAUUGAGUCCCUCUGUAUAUUUAUGUUAUUUCUUAAUUUGAGAGAAAGUAGAAGUGUAUUCAUAUUCAGCUGUAAAUCUUGUUUUGCAGUGAAACACUAGGAGUGGGAUACAAAAACUUCAGUUAUAGAAUAAACACAUCACUUUACCUA